Mercenaria mercenaria is the source of this 8692-nucleotide messenger RNA. RefSeq names its product transmembrane cell adhesion receptor mua-3-like. The transcript is spliced from 68 exons. The coding region runs from base 1581 to 8501 and encodes 2306 amino acids. The record is from RefSeq and is a predicted model, not a curated record. Lineage: Eukaryota; Metazoa; Mollusca; Bivalvia; Venerida; Veneridae.
CACGUGUGACGGAACCAUGUACAACGAGUCUACCCACAUGUAUUGACUGCAGUGCUGAAUGUAAUGGCACAAUAUGCGACUGUAAACCCGGAUAUGUUUGGAAUGGCACAAAAUGCCUUGGAACCGACCCAUGUGACCCAUGUGACCUUUCGACACCAUCUUGUGGAACAGGUCUUGUAUGCAAUCCAAGCACAUAUAGGUGUGAAUGUCCCACCGACCAAGUGCAAAUUGGAGGCAAAUGCUAUGGAACACUUAUUGGUGAGCCAUGCACGACAAGCCUUCCUACGUGCAUUGACAAAUUUGCCGGAUGCAAUGGAACAGUAUGUGAUUGCGUAGCUGGAUAUAUCUGGAAUGGUUCUAAAUGCCUUGGAGAAGAUCUGUGCGACCCAUGUGACCCAUUGACGCCAUCAUGUGAUCCUUCAUUAGUAUGCAGCUCAGACACAUAUAGAUGCGAGUGUCCAGAAGAUCAAGUACAAUACGGAGAUACGUGCUAUGGAACACGUGUCACUGAACCAUGCACAAACAGUCUAUCAACGUGCAGUGACAAUAAUUCUAUAUGUAAUGGCACAAUAUGCGUCUGUGAGCCAGGAUUCAUUUGGAAUGGUUCUCAUUGUCUUGGACCGAACCUAUGUGAUCCAUGCGAUCCUGCAACACUUUCGUGUGAUUCCAGUCUUGUGUGCAACCCGGAUACAUACAGAUGUGAAUGUCCGACAGAUCAAGUACAAUAUGGGGACAGUUGUUAUGGGACACGUGUAACAGAAGAAUGCACAACUGAGUUGAACACGUGUUCUGAUAACUACGCGGCAUGUAAUGGAACAAUAUGUGACUGUCUUCCAGGAUUUACGUGGAAUGGUACCCAUUGCCUUGGCAAUGAUCUCUGCGAUCCAUGUGAUCCUUCGACAUCUACAUGUAAUUCGCCGCUUGUAUGCAGUCCAACCACUCACACAUGUGAAUGCCCAUCUGACCAAGUUCAGAUUGGAGACAACUGCUUCGGAACACGUGUGACGGAGGUAUGUACACCUGUCUAUCCGACGUGCAUUGACGACAAUGCUGGUUGCAACGGAACGAUCUGUGACUGUUUACCCGGAUUCGUUUGGAACGGGUCAAUUUGUGUUGGAGAAGAUCCAUGUGACCCAUGUGAUCCUUCAACACCAUCGUGUGGACCAGGACUUGUGUGCAGUCCGGAUACAUACAGAUGUGAAUGUCCGACAGAUCGCGUACAAUAUGGAGAUGAAUGCUAUGGGACCCUCGUUACUGAGCCAUGCACAACUUUGUUGGAUACGUGUACCGACUGUUAUGCCAUUUGCAACGGAACAGUGUGUGACUGUAAACCAGGAUUUGUCUGGAAUGGUUCUAAAUGCGUUGGAGAAGACCUUUGUGAUCCAUGCGAUCCUGCAACACCAUCGUGUGACGCCAGUCUUGUUUGCAGUCCGUACACAUACAGAUGUGAAUGUCCGACAGAUCAAAUACAAUACGGAGAUGACUGCUAUGGGACACGUGUAACUGAACCAUGCACAACUAAAUUGGACACGUGCAUUGACAACUUUGCCGACUGUAACGGUACAAUAUGUGAUUGUAUCAUGGGAUACAUCUGGAACGGUUCUCGUUGUCUUGGAGAUGAUCUUUGUGACCCAUGUGAUCCGUCAACACCUUCGUGCGCAUCGGAUCUUGUAUGUAGCUCUGACACAUAUAGAUGUGAAUGUCCAGCAGAUCAAGUUCAAAUUGGAGACGAAUGUUAUGGAACGCUUGUAACUGAACGUUGUACCACUUCCCUACCCACUUGCGUCGACUUGUACGCUGAAUGUAACGGCACAGUCUGUGAUUGCCGAGAAGACUUUAUCUGGAAUGGUACACGUUGCCUUGGACCUGACCUUUGUGACCCCUGUGAUCCUGGAACAGAUUCAUGUGAUUCCAGCCUUGUGUGCAGCCCAUACACAUACAGAUGUGAAUGUCCAUCCGACCAAGUUCAGGUUGGAGAUGCAUGCUAUGGAACACGUGUGACGGAGGUGUGUACAAAUGUUAUCAAUACCUGUACAGACAAAUUUGCUGUAUGCAAUGGUACCGUUUGCGACUGCAAAGAUGGUUUCUUUUGGAAUGGUUCAAUAUGCGUCGGACAGUAUCUAUGUGACCCAUGUGAUCCUUCAACACCUUCGUGUGACUCCAGUCUUGUAUGCAGCCCGGAUACAUACAGAUGUGAAUGUCCAACAGACCAAGUACAGUAUGGGGAUAAUUGCUAUGGGACCCUUGUCACGGAGGUAUGUACAACACUGUUGGAUACAUGCACUGACAAGAAUGCUAAUUGUAAUGGGACUGUAUGUGAUUGUGUGGACGGAUUCUUUUGGAAUGGUUCAGUGUGCGUGGGAACUCAACCCUGUGAGCCAUGUGAUCCUUCAGACGAUACAUGUGCCUCACCACUUGUGUGUAGUUCAAACACUUACACGUGUGAAUGUCCGUCUGACCGAGUACAAAUUGGGAAUAACUGCUAUGGAACACGUGUUACCGAGGAUUGUACCAGUAUCCUGAAUACAUGUGUAGACGACUAUGCUGUAUGCAAUGGUACAAUUUGCGACUGUAUGGCUGGAUAUCAUUGGAAUGGGUCUCGAUGUCUUGGAUCCAAUCUCUGUGAUGCCUGCGAUCCAUCACAGAAUACUUGUGACUCCAGUCUUGUAUGCAGUUCAGACACUUACAGAUGUGAAUGUCCACCUGAGGAAGUUCAAAUUGGAGAUGAAUGCUAUGGAACACGCGUUUCCGAGCCGUGCACAACUUCCCUGCCGACCUGUGUUGAUAAUUUCGCAGAAUGCAAUGGUACAGUGUGUGACUGCGAACCGGGAUAUGUCUGGAACGGGACAUAUUGCCUUGGAGAAGACCUUUGCGACCCGUGUGACCCUUCAGACUCUACAUGUGGGCCUGGUCUUGUAUGCAGUUCAGACACAUAUAGAUGCGAAUGUCCAUCAGGUUUCGUGCAAUAUGGAAAUGCGUGUUAUGGGAGACGUGUGAACGAAGUAUGUACUACGGAGCGUGACACUUGUAUAGACGAUAAUGCAUUUUGUAAUGAUACAGUAUGCGGCUGUCUUCCCGGAUUUACCUGGACUGGAUUCUUCUGUGUUGCUGGCAAUGUUGGCGAACCAUGUUCUCCUGCAAACCCAUGCUCAGGAAACCUGGUGUGUCUAAACUCAUCAGUAUGUGGAUGCCCCGCCGAUCAAGUACAAAUUGAAGAUACAUGUUAUGGAACACUAGUGACUGAACCAUGCACAACUGCUCUUGACACGUGUGUUGACAAAUAUGCUGACUGCAAUGGCACUAUAUGUGACUGUGUGGAGGGCUUUGUCUGGAAUGGUUCAAUGUGUGGAGGACAAUUUCUUUGUGAACCAUGUGACCCGUUAUCAAAUACGUGUCUUCCGGAACUCGUUUGUAGUCCAGACACGUACAGAUGUGAGUGCCCAACAGAUCAAGCUCAAGUCGGAGACACAUGCGUUGGCACACGCGUGACAGAGGAGUGUUCAACUGUGAUUGACACAUGUGUUGACGAGUAUGCUAAUUGUAAUGGGACAGUCUGCGACUGUGUAGCAGGAUUCACGUGGAAUGGUUCCAGAUGUGUUGGACUAUUACUGUGUGAACCGUGUGAUCCUACCACCACACCUUCGUGUGACCCCAGUCUUGUGUGUAGUUCAGACACUUACAGAUGUGAAUGUCCAUCUGACCAAGUGCAAAUUUCUGAUGCAUGCUAUGGAACACGUGUAACUGAGCCAUGCACGGCCAAUCUCGAUACAUGCACAGACGAUAAUGCCGGAUGUAAUGGUACAGUCUGUGACUGUGACCCUGGAUUUUCUUGGAAUGGUCUGAUUUGCGUUGGAACAGAUUUGUGUGAGCCCUGUGACCCGUCAGAUUCUACUUGUAGUUCUCCACUUGUAUGCAGCAAUUCUACAUCUAGAUGCGAAUGUCCCCCUGAUCAAGUACAAAUUGGAGAUGAUUGCUAUGGUACACUUGUCACUGAACCGUGCACAAGUUCAUUGGACACGUGUGUUGACAAACAGGCCGCGUGCAAUGGUACUGUAUGUGACUGUGUAGCAGGAUUCAUAUGGAAUGGAUCAAAAUGUGUUGGAGAAGACCUUUGCGAUCCCUGUGAUCCUUUAACACCUUCAUGUGACGGCAGUCUUGUGUGCAGCGCGGACACAUACAGGUGUGAAUGUCCAUCGGGCCAAGUACAGUAUGGAGAUGCAUGCUAUGGAAAACUUGUUACCGAGGUAUGCACAACACUGUUGGACACGUGUAUUGAUGACUAUGCAGAAUGUAAUGGAACGGUUUGUGAUUGUAUGGCAGGUUUUGUCUGGAAUGGUUCAUAUUGCGGUGGGACUGACCUGUGUGACCCGUGUGAUCCUUACACACUUUCAUGUGAUCCCAGUCUUGUUUGCAGCCCGAACACAUACAGAUGUGAAUGUCCAACAGGCGAAGUACAAAUCGACGGCAGCUGCUAUGGAAGACUUGUAACGGAAGUAUGCACGCCUGGUACGGACACCUGUAUUGAUGAUAAUGCUGAGUGCAAUGGUACAAUUUGCGACUGUAUACCUGGAUUCUUCUGGAAUGGUUCUAGCUGCGGCGGACAGUACCUAUGUGAACCAUGUGAUCCUUCCGCAUCUACGUGUGACUCCAGUCUUGUGUGUAGCCCAUUAACAUACAGAUGUGAAUGUCCGUCGGACCAAGUUCAGUAUGGAAAUGCAUGCUAUGGGACUCUUGUGACUGAGCCAUGCACAACAAGUCUUCCAACGUGUGUUGACAAAUAUGCCGAGUGUAACGGAACAAUAUGUGACUGUGUACCAGACUUUAUAUGGAAUGGUUCCAGAUGUGUUGGACCUAAAUUAGGCGACCCAUGUGAUCCUUCGACACCGUCAUGCGAAUCAGGUCUCGUGUGCAGUCCAAAUUCAUACGUAUGUGAAUGUCCGUCGAAUCAAGUACAGAUAGGAGACAACUGCUAUGGUACGCUGGUAACUGAAUCAUGUACAACUUUCUUGGAUACUUGUAUUGAUGAUUUUGCUGGAUGCAAUGGCACAGUUUGCGACUGUCUUGCCGGAUACGCAUGGAAUGGUUCCAAAUGUGUCGGAGACGAACUAUGUGAUCCAUGUGAUCCAUCAACAUUGCCAUGUGUAUCGCCGUUGGUGUGCAGCACGGAAUCAUACCAUUGUGAAUGUCCAGCUGGUCAAGUACAGAUUGAUGGCGCAUGCUACGGGACACUUGUAACGGAAGCAUGUACAACAGCACUGGACUCUUGUACCGACCAUUAUGCUGAAUGCAAUGGCACAAUAUGUGAUUGUGAACCUGGAUUUGUUUAUAAUGGCUCUAUCUGCCUUGGACAUGAUUUGUGUCACCCAUGUGACCCAUCAACUUCUUCGUGUGACCCCGGUCUUGUGUGUAGUUCCGACACAUACAGAUGUGAAUGUCCACAGGGCUUUGUACAAGUUAGCGACGCUUGCUAUGGGAGACUUGUAACAGAAGUUUGUACAAAUUCCCCCGACACGUGUAUUGAUGACAAUGCUGGAUGUAACGGCACGAUCUGUGAUUGCUUAGCUGGAUAUAUUUGGAACGGAUCAAAAUGUGUUGGUUCCGACUUGGGUGCUCCAUGUGAUCCUUCAACGCCUUCGUGUCUAUCCCCGCUUGUGUGCAACCCGACCACAUAUGUUUGUGAAUGUCCAUCUGGUCAAGUUCAAGUCGGUGACGUGUGCGUCGGCACCCUUGUAACGGAGGUUUGCACGGUAAUACUGGACACUUGCGUUGACGAUAAUGCCGGUUGCAAUGGAACAGUGUGUGACUGUGAUCCGGGCUUUCAUUGGAACGGCUCUUUAUGCGUUGGUAUGAAUCCUUGUGAGCCAUGUGACCCUUCAACGCUUCCUUGUGGACCUGGUUUGGUUUGUGGUCCAGACACCUACAGAUGUGAAUGUCCAUCUGACCGAGUUCAGAUAGGAGAUGCUUGCUAUGGGACACUGGUCACUGAAGAAUGUACAACGUCUUUGCCUACAUGUGUAGAUGACUAUGCCGAAUGUAAUGGAACAGUGUGCGACUGUUUGCCAGAUUUCAUUUGGAACGGAUCUAGUUGUGUUGGAUUCGAUCUCUGUCAUCCGUGCGAUCCUUCGGCAUCUACUUGUCAAGGUAACCUGGUAUGCAGUUCAAACACGUACAGGUGUCAAUGCCCACCAGACGAAGUUCAAAUCGGAAACGAUUGCUAUGGUACCCAUGUUACUGAUUCAUGUACGCCAACAUUGGACACGUGCAUAGAUAAAUUUGCUGAAUGCAACGGCACAGUAUGUGAUUGUAAGGAGGACUUUAUCUGGAAUGGUUCAAUAUGUGUUGGGCAUUGGCUUUGUCACCCAUGUGACCCUUCAACAACUUCAUGUGACUCCAGUCUUGAAUGCAGUCCGGAUACAUACAGAUGCGAAUGUCCGUCUGGCCAAGUACAAAUUGGAGAUGGUUGCUAUGGAACACGAGUGACUGAGGUGUGCACUACUGUUGUAGACACGUGUGUUGAUAUAUAUGCUGCAUGCAACGGAACUAUUUGCGACUGUAUAGCGGGUUUUAUCUGGAACGGAUCUAAAUGUCUUGGAGAAGAUCUGUGUAAUCCAUGCAAUCCCUUAAUGCCUACGUGUGGACCAGGCCUCGUUUGCAACCCGAACACAUACAGAUGUGAAUGUCCGACGGAUCAAGUACAAGUGGGAGAAAACUGCUAUGGAACCCGUGUAACUGAACCGUGCACACUCAAUCCCGACACAUGCACCGACAAAAACGCGGACUGUAAUGGGACAAUAUGUGACUGUUUACCAGGAUUUAUUUGGAAUGACACAAUUUGUGUUGGAUUUGAACUGUGUGAUCCAUGUGACCCUUCAACACUUCCAUGUGGAUCUGGUCUCGUAUGCGACCCAGACACAUACAGAUGUGAAUGUCCAUCUGACCGAGUUCAGAUAGCAGGUGCCUGUUAUGGAACACUUGUGACUCAGCCAUGUACACAGGGUUUGAACACAUGUAUUGACAAUUAUGCUGAAUGCAACGGCACUAUUUGUGAUUGUAUAGCAGGAUUCAUAUGGAAUGGUUCCUUUUGUGUUAGUUCCAGCAUUUGUGACCCAUGUGAUCCUAACACACUGUCAUGUGAACAAGGCCUAGUAUGUAGCAGUAACACAUACAGAUGUGAAUGUCCGUCUGGAUAUGUUCAGAUCGAAGAUCAGUGCUAUGGCAGACUUAUAGGAGAAGAUUGUACAACAGCACUAGAUACAUGUAUUGAUGACAAUGCUGAGUGUAAUGGAGGGACCUGCGCCUGUUCGUCACCAUUCACGUAUAAUGCUACACUAGAUAAAUGCGUUGGACCUAACUUGGACGACCCUUGUGACGCCAAUUCAUGUGGCCCUGGACUCGCUUGUGGCUCCACUAGUCAGAGAUGUGAAUGCGAAACCCCACCGGUCCAAAUUGACCACGUGUGCUAUGGUACACGCAUUGGUGACAACUGCACAUCUGUCGCUGACUCGUGCAUUGAUGACAAUGCUGAAUGCUCGGCUGGAGUGUGCUCAUGUAUACCCGAUUUUACGUUCAACGGUUAUAUAUGCGUUGGCGAUGAGCUUGAUGACCCAUGUGAUAACUCUAGCAGUUCAUGUAGCGGAAAUGGUCUGGUUUGCGGCCCCGGGGGAAAGUGUGAAUGUCCUGAUGGCGAAGUACAAGUUAACAAUACUUGUUACUCUCUUAUCUGCGGUAAUUGUACAUCUGAUGACGAUUGCCUCGGUGCUAACCAAGUUUGUAUUCACUCAGAAUGCCGGUGUGACACAAAUUAUUACCUUGACAACUGUAGCAUCUGUCAGCCAAAAGGGACCGGUUCAUGCGAAGCAGAUGAACAAUGUGUUUCUGGUAUAUGCGCAUGUGGCGCAUGCGUAGAUUCUCUUGACGACGACUGUUGCGAAGAUUGUGAAGAUCUGGAGGCAGACAUUAUAAUCAUCACAGAUGCUUCUGGUACUUCUACAACAUUCCCCAAAAUUCAAGGUUUUGCAAAUACUCUUGUCAAUGCAUUUCUCGUGUCUCCGACGGAUAUCCAGAUUGGAAUUGUCGAUUUUGCGGGUGGUAUCGACUCUGGAGAUACAUUCAACAUGGAUGUAGAGACAAAUAAUUUUGACGUCACCCAAAGGGUUGUAAUCAACAACCGCAACGGUGGAAGAAGAAGGACACAUCUUGGUCUAGAAAAAGCGACAGAAUUUUUUCAGUCGGGAGCAAACCGGGCCGGAGUACCUGACUACGCCAUUCUACUCACAGACGGAGACACGUAUUCAUCCAGUUCUGACUUUAACGCUGCCAUUACUGAUUUACAUGCCAUUUCGGGCAUAGAGGUAUUUGCUGUUGGAAUCGACGGCCUAGCACCGCUCAGUGAAUUACAGGCAGUUGCUACUGACAACGCUUUCGCAUUUUCUGAUGACACUUUGACAGCACUCAACACAAUAGUGACGGAAAUCAUUGAUAACUCUUGUAGUGAUGAUUAAAAGAAGAAAAGGGAUAUGUAAUGACGACAAUGCACAGGCAUACCGUGACCCAACAACAAACAAAUGACUCAUUUUAGUAUAUAUUGCUAAUUUUGACAAAAACUUAUACUGUGUAAAAAGUUAUCGUGACAGUUUUGUUUAAACUUUACGUUUCAGUUUAUCUUUAUCUUAAAUAUCACUUACAGCUGUGA